Messenger RNA from Serpula lacrymans var. lacrymans S7.9, 775 nucleotides. RefSeq lists its product as uncharacterized. Lineage: Eukaryota; Fungi; Basidiomycota; Agaricomycetes; Boletales; Serpulaceae. The record is from RefSeq and is a predicted model, not a curated record. The transcript has 2 exons. The coding region runs from base 1 to 645 and encodes 214 amino acids.
AUGAUCAUGAUCUACGUUCAUAUGUUGGUAAGGACGCAGCCGGCGCUGGGAAGACCGUUCUUGCGUAACUCAUACAUCAUCGAUCAUCUGACCCAGCAACACAAGCGUGACAAUGACAAUGUUGCAGUGGUCUAUUUCUAUUGCAAUCACAAAGAUCAAUCAACACAGACAACUUAUAACCUCGUGGCAAGCCUCUUAAAGCAACUCGUUCAAGAUUUCCCUCAUACCUUUGAGCGCGUCAAUACUGAAUACAGGUCUCAUCGAGAAAAGCAAAUCAGACCAACUCUAUCCGAGGUUUGCAAUACGUUAAAGAAGGAAUUCUCCGAGUUCUCUCGAGUUUUCAUCGUUGUCGACGCUUUGGACGAGGUAUCCGAGGACGACAGUCGUGCUGAGCUUCUCACUAGUCUCCAAGUAAUUGGAGCCAGCUUAUUGGUAACCUCUCGUGACAUUCCAAUUAUCGGAACAGCUCUUCGUGGCAACCAACGUAUGGAUAUCCGUGCACGUCAUGACGACAUAUGCAAAUAUAUCGAAGGCCGUAUUCGUUCAGGGAGCCACCUUACACAGUUGGGCAGACUCCUGGAUAAACAUCCCCAUGUUAAACAAAAAGUUUUGGAGUGUCUUCCAGAAAAAGCGCAGGGAAUAUGAGUGGUUUAGGUGCUGUUCUCAUGUUCAUUUCGUUUUACAAGGUUGUCUAAGGUUUCUACUGUGUCGUUUGCAUCUGGACUCAUUAUCGCGCAAGAUCACUCCUCGUGGCGUGUUGGACGCUCUCAGCCAU